AUGGCCGGUCACGGCGAUUCCAACCAGGGGGCCGCUGCUGCCAGGGCCCCCGGGGCGACGCAGCUAAAGGGAGCCGUGAACGGAGCGCCGGCUGCUGCCGCCGCCCCUCCCCCGUACCAGGCCCACCCCCUCGGGCCGCUCUCGGGCGACGAGAUCAGCCGCUCCUCGUCGUUGAUUCGCGCGGCAUGGCCCGAAGGGACCAAGUUCCAGUUUAAGGUGAUCACUCUGCUUGAGCCGGCCAAGGCCCAGCUCAUCCCUUAUCUCGACGCCGAGAGAAAAGGCCAAUCGCCGUCCAGAAUCGACCGCCGCAGCUUCGUGGUGUACUACAUCCGGAACACUCACAAACUCCACGAGGCAGUCGUGAACCUCAGCCAGAGCCUGGUCGAGAGCAACGUGCUACUUGGCCCCAACCAGCACGCCAACGGAGACGGCGAAGAGUUGACCGCCAUUGAGGAAUCCAUCUUCAAAAAUGCCGAGCUCCAAGCUGAGAUUGCCAAGCUGAAGCUCCCCGAGGGGACUGUGCUUACGGCUGACCCCUGGAUCUACGGCUCGGACGGCGUCAACGAGGGCAACUUCAGCGACGAGAAGCGCCUGUUCCAGGUGUUCCUGUACAUGCGGGACCCCAAGAACCCGUCGCAGGAGGAUGGUUGCCACUACGCCUUCCCGCUCCCCAUCUCGCCCGUCGUCGACCCGACGACGCUCGAGGUCGUGCGCAUCGACAUCCUGCCGACAGGCCUCGACGAGAAGGUCAAGCCCCUGGAGCCCUGGGCGCCGGUGCCGCCCAACGAGUACGUCCCCGAGGCCCAGCCGUCGAUGCGCUCGGACCUAAAGCCCCUGCGCGUGGUCCAGCCCGAGGGCGCCUCCUUCCGGGUGUCCAACUUCUCCGAGGCCGGCCGCCAGGUCUCGUGGCAGAAGUGGGACCUCAAGGUCGGCUUCAACCAGCGCGAGGGCAUGGUCCUCUACGACGUGCACUACGACGGCCGCCCCCUCUUCUACCGACUCAGCCUCAGCGACAUGUGCAUCCCCUACGCCGACCCGCGCCACCCGUUCCACAAGAAGGCCGCCUUCGACCUCGGCGACGUUGGCGCCGGCAUAAUGGCCAACAACCUGGCCCUGGGCUGCGACUGCCUCGGAUCCAUCUACUACAUCUCGGGCGUCCUGAACGACAGCGAAGGCCAGCCGGUCGCUUAUCCGAAUGUGAUUUGCGUCCAUGAACAGGACGGUGGCUUGCUAUGGAAGCACACAAACUACCGCACCAACCGAGCGUGCGUAACAAGGGCAAGAGAGUUGGUUUUGCAAACAGUUCUCACUGUGUCAAACUACGAAUAUAUCCUUGCCUGGAUCUUCAACCAGGCGGGUGAUAUAACGUACGAGGUGAGGGCAACGGGCAUUUUAUCGACCCAACCUGUCGACCUCGACCUCACAACCACGCCGCACCCCUACGGCACCGUGGUGCACCCGGGGGUGCUGGCGGCGCACCACCAGCACUUCUUCAGUCUACGCGUGGAUCCCAUGGUGGCGGGCCACGGCAACACGGUCGUGUACGACGAGACGGUGCCGCUGCCGCGCGACGCCGUCGCCAACCCGCACGGCGUGGGCUACACGGUGCAGAGCAGGACCGUCGAGACGUCGGGCGGGUUCGACCUGGACGCGUCGCGCGGGCGCGUGUUCCGCAUCGCCAACGAGGCGGUCCGCAACCCCGUCAACGGCCACGCGGCCUCGUACAAGAUCCAGGUGCCGCCCAUGCAGCCCAUCCUGGCCGACGCCGACAGCUUCCACCGGCGGCGGGCCGAGUUCGCCGACCGGCCCCUCUACGUCACGCGCUACGCCGAGGGCGAGCUGUACGCCGGCGGGCUCUACACGAACCAGAGCCGCGGCGGGACGGGCGUGCGCGCCUGGGCGGAUCGCGGGGACCCGCUCGCCGCCGGCGACGCCGUGGUCUGGGUGCAGUUUGGGCUCCAGCACGUGCCGCGCGUCGAGGACUUCCCCGUCAUGCCGUGCGAGGUGCUGCGCGUGUCGCUAAGGCCCGUCAACUUUUUUGAUAGGAACCCGGCGCUCGACGUGCCGCCCAGCACGCAGGACUUCAACCGCAGCGUCGCGCUCAACAGCGGGGCCGCCGCGGACGCUAAGCAGGGCGGCUCGGACAAGAUGCUCGGCGGCCAUGGCGGCCAGCUCAGCGGGUGUUGCGCGACCCACGGAGCUGCAUGA
Messenger RNA from Gaeumannomyces tritici R3-111a-1, 2208 nucleotides. RefSeq names its product copper amine oxidase 1. The transcript has 5 exons. NCBI's taxonomy places the organism in Eukaryota, Fungi, Ascomycota, Sordariomycetes, Magnaporthales, Magnaporthaceae. Gene Ontology annotation, biological process: amine metabolic process. The record is from RefSeq and is a predicted model, not a curated record. Gene Ontology annotation, molecular function: copper ion binding; primary methylamine oxidase activity; quinone binding. Bases 1 to 2208 code for a protein of 735 amino acids.